Molecule: messenger RNA, 3920 nt
Organism: Stegostoma tigrinum
Lineage: Eukaryota; Metazoa; Chordata; Chondrichthyes; Orectolobiformes; Stegostomatidae
Gene: man2b2
Product: mannosidase, alpha, class 2B, member 2
Exons: 20
Coding region: 340-3279 (979 amino acids)
Biological process (GO): mannose metabolic process
Cellular component (GO): lysosome
Molecular function (GO): alpha-mannosidase activity; carbohydrate binding
Source: RefSeq, a predicted model, not a curated record
GAAUGUUGCUAUGUCUCCGCGUUCUGAGGGCGAGCUCCGGGAAAGCGGGCAGCAUCCAAGCGUUUGUCAUCGCCCACAGCCAUAUGGACGUCGGCUGGGUUUAUACCGUGCAGUUUCUUCAUUAUCCUCCCAACCUUUAACGUAUUAAACUCACCCGGAGGAAAUGAAUGGAGGUGACUCAGAGUCCAAUUCGUCAGAGACCAUUCCAGUCGGGUGGCGAGUCCUGGAGGCAGGUUGCAGGCUGAAGCCCAGAGUGGGAGGCGAGCUCCGGUCUGCACCCUGGCACGUGAAGGCAGUCCAAACUUAGGCUGGCCUGCGGGAUGAGUUCUGGAGGAGAGCAUGCAUGCAUAUGCAGCGAACGUUUAUACAACCGUUGUGGAGGAGUUGAUAAAGGGGAAACAGCACAAGUUUAUUGUGGUGGAACAGGAAUUCUUCCGGCUAUGGUGGGACAAGGUGGCCACUGAUACCCAGAAAGAGCAGGUGCAUAAGUUGCUGGAUGAAGGACGUUUGGAGUUUAUCAUUGGCGGUCAGGUGAUGCAUGAUGAAGCUGUAACAGAACUCAGCUCACAGAUCUUACAGCUCACAGAAGGACAUGGUUUCCUGUAUGAGACAUUUGGAACAAGGCCUCAGUUUUCAUGGCACGUGGAUCCCUUUGGUGCCUCAGCCGCAACCCCCACAGUGUUUGCUUUGGCCGGAUUUAAUGCUCAUCUCAUCUCUCGCAUUGACUACGAUGAAAAGGAAAUGAUGCAGAGAAACAAGAAGCUCCAGUUUGUAUGGCAAGCGUCACCCUCUUUGGCCCAGCACCAGGAAAUCUUCACUCACACUAUGGACCAAUACAGUUACUGCGUCCCAUCCUUUCUGCCGUUCUCCAACAGAUCUGGCUUUUAUUGGAAUGGCAUUGCCGUUUUUCCUGACCCACCAAAAGAUGGAAUUUAUCCUAAUAUGAGCCUCCCAGUGACCAAUGAAACAAUUUGUGCUUACGCAAAGACAAUGGUAUCCAACAUAAAAGAGAGAGCAGCCUGGUUCCGAUCUAGCCAUGUUCUGUGGCCAUGGGGCUGUGACAAGCAGUUCUUCAAUGCCUCCGUCCAGUUUAAGAACAUGGAUCCACUGAUGGAUUAUAUCAACCAACAUAGAGAUGAAUUUGGAGUUACAGUUCAAUACGCCACAUUAAGUGAAUAUAUCCGUGCUGUUCACAGUGCGAACCUUACUUGGGACAUCCGAAAGAACCAGGAUUUUCUCCCAUACUCCUCUGAGCCAUUUCAGGCUUGGACUGGAUUUUACGCCUCUCGGAAUGUACUCAAAGGUCUGGCCCGGAGAGCAAAUUCUUUCCUGUAUGCUGGUGAAUCCCUUUUCACGUUGUACCUCUUGAGACACCCAUUAGGAUCUGUAGACAAAUUUUGGGCUCUGCAACAAAUUCAACAUCUGAGAUGGGCAGUAUCAGAGGUACAACAUCACGAUGCUGUAACUGGGACAGAAUCUCCAAAAGUGAGAGAUAUGUACGUGGAUCACCUAUUACAAGGGAUUUGGGCUGUGAAAUUAGUGAUGGCUGCUAUAUUCCAAGAAACCCAGAACUCUCCAAAGGAUAAAUUCGACUUUCCACUUCCCUCUACUCAGGACACCAGAAGUACAGAGGACCACCUUUUGCAGGUUACUGUCUACAAUCCUCUUGGAUGGAACAUCACCACAAUUAUCAACGUCUCUGUUGCCUAUUCAGUGGUCAGUGUUUAUGAUGAUUCAGGAAACACUGUGCCAUCACAGAUCCAGAAAUCAGUUUCUCAUAGCAUUUUCGACUUGUUUGUUCUUGUAAGACUAAAUGCACUCAGCUACCGAAGGUAUGUGGUCAAAAAUGAAAAGUUGACUUGUACCAAGGAAUCAGAUGGUCCGUGCUCAAAAAAUCCUACUUCGUUCAGAGGGAGAGUGCAAACAUAUGGCAGAAAACCAGUGAGCAAAUCAAAAAGUCAGGGGCGUAGACUACUUCGGUUGAUGAAUGACUGCUAUGUACUGAUGCUGAAUGAAGACACGAAUUUACUGUACAGCAUCACUGACAGAUCAUCCCAGAAGACUGUCAAGAUAAAGCAGGAGUUCUUGGAGUACUAUGCUAAUGGAGAUGUUAAACAGGGCCCAAUCUCCGAUAAUUAUGUAUUCACACCAAAAGGUUUGCCUAUGCUGGUGUCAAAAUCAAUUGGAAUGGAAAUAGUCACAGGAAAACUAGUAACUGAAAUCAGGCAGUACUUCUACAGUAACACUUCUGCUAAUGAACAGGAUUACCAAUAUGCAUUGUUCACAAGGAUCUAUCAUGUACUCAGUGGCUAUGAUGCGUCAAUGCUGUGCAAUAGAAUUGAGCAGGAGUAUAUUGUAGGACCAUUGGACCUGAACAGGGAAGCGAUCUUGACCAUGACUACAGAUAUGAAAACCGACAGGACCAUUUACACAGACAGUAAUGGCUACCAGAUGAUGAGAAGAGUGUACAAGUCGUACAGCAACAAUACUGUGGCUCGAAAUUACUACCCUCUUGUAAGGACUGCUUAUAUUGAAGAAAGUGACACAAGGCUUAUCAUAUUAUCUGAGAGAGCACAUGGCAUUUCCAGUCAAGCUGGUGGGCAAUUGGAGGUAAUGCUUCAUCGAAGAUUAUGGAACAACAAAGAAUGGAAUCUGGGCUACAACCUUACACUGAAUGACACCUCUGUAGUGCGGCCACUUCUCUGGCUAAUGUUGGGGUCAAAGUCAAAAACUUCAUCUUUAUAUCAAAGUGGGAUGGCACUCGAGUUCAGACCUGUUGUUAUGUAUGGCCCUGUCUCAGGGAAGAAUGCAUUUGUUCCGUCACACAGUUCACAGAGUGAUAGUUCAGUGAAUUCUGUCUUUCUCCCACCCAAUCUCCAUCUCCUAACGCUUUGCCUUCCUGGUUGGCGAUAUAAUUCAAAUCACACUGCACAUUUGCAAAAUAUUGUCCAAGGCAAGUCUAAACAAUCAAAGCCAGACUUUCGCCGUGUCCUACUGAGAAUUAUGCAUUUGUAUGAAGUUGGAGAAGACCCUGUUCUGUCCCAGCCUGUGACAGUCAACAUAAAGGAUCUGCUGAAGAUGUUGGGAACAGUAGUAUCUAUUGAAGAACGCUCACUCACAGGGAUCUGGGACAUUAACACACUCAAACGCUGGAGGUGGAAGACAACACAACAACACGAUAGAGAUCUUAAAAAUGGCAAAAGUUGGCUAACUAAAGACUUCAUCACAACUAUUCGACCCAAGGAGUUGAGAACUUUCUUUGUAUAUUUUAAACAGUAAGAAAACUGCAAAGAAAAUAUAAAUUUCUGAAAAACGUAUGACCUAUCACGCUGGUUCACAUGUCAAGUAGCAUCUUGUUCUCCUUGCUGGUUCAAAGAAAAAUAAACUAUCAGAUAAUAUCGCUGUCUAAUUUGGAGGAAAAUAGAAGAUAUAAUUUUGUGGCAAACAGAAGCAAAGUGAGGUGUGAAUGUACAAACCAACCUUUAAAGGCAAUGCAAGAGGGUUAAAGAAAAUGCAGCAGACUGAAACAUAGUGCAAGAAUUUGCGACUGAAAGCACGCCACUAACCGAUUCAACUUUUAGAUAACUGUACUUUUUAAAAUAAAAAUUGCUGGUCUGGGUUUUCUUAAAAAAAAAAUUCCUCUUUGGCAUGCAGCUGGACUACCAGAAGCUAACAGCGGAGCACCAGUUUCUCCUAAAGUUAUGAAUUUUUCAGUCACUAAGAUACCCCAGCCCAUAUUGUCUGGUAUUGUAAAGCAUGAUUUCAAUAGUUUUUGAAGAAUUUUUGAAUUCCUGAUUUGUUUGUCAAUACAAAUGCUUUAUUUGUACAUAAUUUCUAGUAUUGCAAUGUAAAGUAUUGGAUCCUACUACUCCUUUGUUGCCUCAAUGAGUGGAAAUAGAAUUAAAAUUUCAGAUCAGUAA